GGCUUACUGGGCGACACCAUGGCGGAGCACCGCCGCCGUCCGCUUUCUUGACUCCGGCAUCGAACCCGCACCUUCAUGUCCGACGGAGCCAGAGCUGCCUGGUCGAAGAGGGGCUGUGGGGAUUCGCACCGCCGAGAACCAGGGAAACAUAAACACAGGAAAUGCGAGCGGCCCCUUAGCGCUCAGCCAUCGAAGCCUGUGAUCGUACGCCCGGGCUCCAAAAGGUGUGUGAUGUCGGGGGCGGAUGUGGAGGUGUACCUGUCCCAGGUGCACGAUGGGAGCGUGUCGUCGGGCUUCCGGGCGCUGUACGAGGAGCGUCUGCUGCUGGACGUCACGCUGUUGAUAGAGGAGCACCACUUCCAGGCCCAUAAGGCGCUCCUGGCCACGCAGAGCGACUACUUCCGUGUCAUGUUCACAGCAGACAUGAGGGAGCGGGAUCAGGAUAAGAUCCACAUGAAGGGACUGACGGCGGCGGGGUUCGGACACAUUCUCAGAUUCAUGUACUACGGAUCGCUGGAGCUCAGCAUGCCGACCGUCCAGGAGAUCCUGCAGGCGGCGAUGUACGUCCAGCUGACGGAGGCGGUGGAGUUCUGCUGCUCCUUCCUGUUGGCUAAGAUCUGCUUGGAGAACUGUGCCGAGGUGAUGCGUCUCCUGGAGGACUUCAGCGUCGGCGUCGAGGGCGUCCAGGAGCAGCUCGACAACUUCCUGCUCGAUAACUUCGUCCCGCUCAUGAGCCGACCCGACUUCCUGUCCUACCUCAGCCUCGAGAGACUGCAGGCGUACCUAAACAGCGACGCUCUGAGUCGCUUCCCGGAGAUCGAGCUGUACGAAGCCGUGCAGUCUUGGCUGCGACACGACCGACGGCGCUGGAGACACACAGACACCAUCGUCCAGUCCAUCCGCUUCUGCCUCAUGACGCCCGCCAACAUCUUUGAGAAGGUGAAGACCUCAGAGUUUUACCGCUACUCCCGGCAGCUGCGGCAGGAAGUGGACCAGGCGCUCAGCUACUUCCAUGAUGUCAACCAGCAGCCUUUGGUGGAGACGCGCUCCAACCGCAUCCGCUCCGUCCGGCCGCAGACGGCCGUGUUCAGAGGCAUGAUCGGCCACAGCAUGGUCAACAGCAAGAUCCUGCUGCUGCAGCGGCCCAAGGUGUGGUGGGAGCUGGAGGGUCCUCAGGUGCCGCUGAGGCCGGACUGCCUCGCCAUCAUCAACAACUUUGCCUUCCUGCUCGGCGGAGAGGAGCUGGGGCCCGACGGGGAGUUUCACGCCUCCUCCAAAGUCUACCGCUACGACCCUCGGCAGAACUCGUGGCUACGCAUGGCCGACAUGUCUGUGCCCAGGUCGGAGUUCGCCGUGGGCGUCAUCGGUAAGUUCAUCUACGCCGUGGCGGGACGCACGAGAGACGAGACCUUCUACUCCACGGAGCGCUACGACAUCACAGAGGACCGCUGGGAGUUCGUGGACCCGUAUCCCGUCAACAAGUACGGCCACGAGGGGACGGUCCUCAACGGCAAACUGUACAUCACCGGCGGCAUCACCUCCUCCUCCACCUCCAAACAGGUGUGUGUGUUUGAUCCGGGGCGGGAAUCAGGAGGAGGAGGAGGUGGUGGUGGAGGAGGUGGUGGUGGUGGGAGUGGAGGAGGAGGAGGAGGAGGUGGAGGAGGAGGUGGAGGGAGUUCGGGCGCGUCGGACGCACACAGGACACGCGCCGGCCGCGGCCCCCUGCUGCCCGGCACUCACGCCAGCUGCUGGGAGAACAAAUCCAAAAUGAACUACGCCCGCUGCUUCCACAAGAUGAUCUCUCACAACGGGAAGCUGUACGUUUUCGGAGGGGUGUGCGUGAUCCUGCGGGCGUCCUUCGAGUCGCAGGGCUGCCCGUCCACCGAGGUGUACGACCCCGACACGGACGAGUGGACCAUCCUCGCCUCCAUGCCGAUCGGACGCAGCGGACACGGCGUGGCGGUGCUGGACAGACAGAUCAUGGUGCUGGGCGGCCUCUGUUACAACGGCCACUACAGUGACUCCAUCCUCACGUUCGACCCCGACGAAAACAAGUGGAAGGAGGACGAGUAUCCCAGGAUGCCUUGCAAACUGGACGGUCUGCAGGUGUGUAGUCUGCACUUCCCAGAGUAUGUGCUGGAGCACGUGAGACGCUGCAGCUGAGGUCUGCUCCACACCCCCGAGCCUCAUUUUUAUUUUAUAAAAACUGG
Messenger RNA from Scomber scombrus (Atlantic mackerel), 2210 nucleotides. It is a transcript of the gene klhl15, whose product is annotated as kelch-like family member 15. Gene Ontology annotation, molecular function: protein binding. Gene Ontology annotation, cellular component: Cul3-RING ubiquitin ligase complex; nucleus. The transcript has 9 exons. Gene Ontology annotation, biological process: nuclear protein quality control by the ubiquitin-proteasome system; protein ubiquitination. The coding region runs from base 76 to 2163 and encodes 695 amino acids. The record is from RefSeq and is a predicted model, not a curated record. Lineage: Eukaryota; Metazoa; Chordata; Actinopteri; Scombriformes; Scombridae.